Ambispora gerdemannii is the source of this 1149-nucleotide messenger RNA. Lineage: Eukaryota; Fungi; Glomeromycota; Glomeromycetes; Archaeosporales; Ambisporaceae. The record is from the annotation of a GenBank genome assembly.
AUGAGUAAUAAUAUGAUCAAAGAAGAUUUUGAAUACAAUGUCACAGGAAUACAACGAGUACGACCGAGUCUUUUGGAUCGUAAGUUCACUAGUCCGGUGAUUGAAGAUGUUAUCGAGAGUAUGAAGUUGCGUAUGAAGGAUAAAGACUUGGCGGUUUUAUUUGAAAACUGUUGGUCAAAUACGUUAGAUUCCGCUAUAGCAUGGCACGGUAAAUCGAAUGCGUAUCCCAGAACUUUUGUUGUCCCUGGAAACAUUGGAAUAAUGUUCAUAAGAGAUUCAACGAAUCAAAUGAUACCAUAUACUCCAUUCGCCAAACAUGAUCCAAAACUUAAAGAUUUGAUACUCGGCGUUAUAUUAAUGCAGGCGGAGUUUCUUGCUUCGGAUCCAUACGCCAACUCAUUUUAUCCACCUCUGGACUCAAAUCUUCCACGUCCUGAAAAUCCAUGGAGCGAUAACGACAAAACCACACCAUUACCAUCUUCGUCUGUCUGGCAAUCAAAAUGGGGUGCAGAUAAUUUGGCCUUCUUUCUAAAAUUAACAUAUCAUUAUUGGAAAAACACGAACGAUACAUCAUUUCUUAAGAAUGCUAAUUGGUCUCAAGCCGCUGAGUUAUCAGUGAAAGUUUUUACUGAGCAACGUCGUGCCACGAUGGAAGAAUUCGGUCAUGAAGCGUAUAAAUUCACACGGAAAACAAGAACCGCUAGUGAGACUCUAUUAUUAAAUGGAAUAGUCCUACACGAAGAACAGAUAUUAACCUCAACUCAAGACCAAGAAAUACUAGAAAAUCUUGAUAUACUCAAAAAUAUAUCUUUAGAAACAGGACUAAUAAGUCAAGCCGUUUGGUAUAAUGAUCCAAAAAUAGUGAGCCAGCCAUGGUUUGCCUCGGCGAAUUCGUUAUUCGGAGAAGCCAUACUUAGACUUGCCGAAGAGAAACCACAUCUAAUAUUCGACAUGAAAAUAGAAAGCACUCCGAAUUUCGGUCUUUCACAAAUUCUCUUGGUGCUUGCUAUAUUCUUUAUGCUGGCUUUCUGUUAUAUUAGAUGUCUAUGCUGUCGAAGAAGACGCAAACCGGUUCCUGAAGCGCAUCCUCCUUCGGUUCCUAAUGAAGAAGUCAGUUAUCAACAAAUAAAUAAUAUUGAGCGGGUGUAA